GCCUCCACGUCCACCUUGAUGGUCGGUGUCCGUCCCAGCUGGCUAGUUGGCGGCCACAAGUUGAUCACUGAGCGGCCACAAGUUGAUCACUGAGCGGCCACAAGUUGAUCACUGAGCGGCCACAAGUUGAUCACUGAGCGGCCACAAGUUGAGCACUGAGCGGCCAGUCCAGGACCAGACAGUCGCCGCGGAGCCUCGCUAAAAGAGCCAGAAAAAUGGAUUUGAUGCUCCAUUAUCAGUAGACUGUGUAGUGAUCCUUGGAUGGAAGGGAUAGAAAGAGGAAAUAAAGGAAGACAAAUGGGGAAAUUGCUGAGACAAGAGGGGGUUAAGACCGAGACAACAGCAAACACAAUAACAACAACAACAACAACAACAACAGAGCAGCAUCAGCAAAUACGAUAUGUACAUAUAAGAUCCUGAAUGCUGAGAGGAGAAUGAAUCCUUUAGGUCAUCGAAGACCUCUGUGUCUCUGCCCUCGCUAGUGGCCACCCCACAGGGUAGGAAAGGCAAGGCUGCCCCAGUAAAUAUGCCUGGAUGGAGGUCUCGGUGGCGCCUUGUCCUGCUCAACUCCCUCACCUGUGGCCUGGAGAUCUGUGUGGCAGCUGGGAUCACCUAUGUGCCGCCGUUGCUGCUGGAGGCUGGAGUGGAGGAGCGCUACAUGACUAUGGUUCUAGGUAUCGGUCCAGUCCUCGGCCUCCUCUUCGUCCCUCUAAUCGGCUCCGCCAGCGACCACUGCAACAGCAGUUAUGGCAGAAGGCGACCUUUCAUCUGGCUCUUCUCUCUGGGAGUCCUCUUGGCACUUUUUAUCAUCCCCUAUGCAGACGUCCUGGCUGCACGCUUUGCCUGGGGCGGACACACCUUACAGGUGGCUUUCCUUAUCCUUGGAGUGGGUCUCCUGGACUUUUGUGGACAAGUAUGCUUCACACCAUUGGAGGCUCUGUUGUCCGACCUCUAUCGAGACGGGGAGGACUGCAACCUGGCCUUCGCAAUGUUCUCCUUCAUGGUCAGCUUGGGAGGCUGCGUGGGAUACUUGCUUCCUGCCAUAGACUGGAGACAUAGCCUGCUCGCCGUUUACCUCGGAGGCCAGGCCCAGUGCCUCUUCUUUCUCCUCAUCUUCAUCUUCGUCUCCAGUGUACUCAUCACUAUGAAAGUGUCCGACUCUACUGAGCCCUCCAGCGCCAUCAGCCGCUCCCCAACCCUGGAGUCUCUGCUGGACUCAGGCGGCGCUACAAUGGAGUCCGACCAGUGUGGCGUGUCUCGCCCCUGCUGCUGCGUGUUGAAGUGCAAGCUGAGGCUGCUGAAGACAGGACCGUUGCUGUGUUUGCUAAGAACAUGCGCUUCCAUGGCUCCCGCCAUCUACAGAAGCUACUGCCAUGUCCCCAGGGUGAUGUGGCAGCUGUGUGUGGCUCACCUCUGCAACUGCAUGGCCGUCAUGUCCUUCAUGCUCUUCUUCACAGUCUUUGUAGGGGAAGGCCUGUACAGUGGUGUGCCCAACGCUGAACCAGGAAGUGUGCCCAAACAAAGAUAUGAUGAAGGCGUCCGCAUGGGAAGUCUGGGUUUGUUCCUGCAGUGCGCUACCUCCACCUUCUUCUCCAUGGUCAUGAGUCGCAUGGUUGACCACUUCGGGUCUCGCCAGGUGUACUUGAGCGGCAUGGUGAGCUUCACCGCCUCCGCUCUGGUCAUCUGCCUCUCCAAAAGCGUGGCGCUGGUCACGAUCAUGGCCGCCCUCACCGGCUACGCCUACGCCACCCUGCAGACUUUGCCCUACACCCUCACCUGCCUCUACCACAAAGACAAGAAGGUGUUCAUGCCAAAAAGGAAAACCAAACGCCUGCAUCAAAACGGCGUCAAAAACCUAACCAAGCGGGACUAUCUGGCGGCUGCAGAAGAGGGACUCACAAACGCCGCUGGCACGUCCUUCUACUGCCAGGACGCUUACUUCUCCGCUUCCCUCAGUCACAACGGAAUCACGGAACAGGACCAGCUGGAGUUAGGAUAUGAAAAUCGCGGCGUGGGUUUAGACUUUGCCAUUUUGGACAGCACCUUCCUCCUCGCUCAGGUGAUCCCCACCCUUUUUAUGGGCGCCAUUGCCCAAUUGGCGCAGUCCGUCACGGCGUACAUGGCCUGCUCCGCUGUCUUGGGCGUCGUCGGCAUCUAUUUUGCCACCCACAUCGUUUUUGACCAGAAGGACCUCAAAGGCCGAGACUUGGACGGGAAACCCCUGGGGAAGGUUGUUGAAUAAUCCACGAGGAAGGUUGCGGAAUAAUCCACGGGGAAGGUUGCGGAAUAAUCCACGGGGAAAAUUGUGGAAUAAUCCACAGGGAAGGUUGCGGAAUAAUCCACGGGGAAGGUUGCGGAAUAAUCUACGAGGAAGGUUGUGGAAUAAUCCACGGGGAAGGUUGCGGAAUAAUCCACGGGGAAGGUUGCGGAAUAAUCCACGGGGAAGGUUGCGGAAUAAUCCACGGGGAAGGUUGCGGAAUAAUCCACGGGGAAGGUUGCGGAAUAAUCCACGGGGAAGGUUGCGGAAUAAUCCACGGGGAAGGUUGCGGAAUAAUCCACAAACAGUUUCCCUGCGGGCGGAGAGGAGGUCAACAAUGCACUAAAAGAUAGUUUGGUAUCCCAGGUAUCUGGUAUCCAUUUUAUUGCAUUCUUUUUAAAGAGCACCUUAUCAAGUGUGCCAGUAGGGGGCAGUGGAGAUGAAAAGUGAACAUAUCAACAACAACGUGCAGCUGCAUCAAUGACUCCUGUUAAUAAUACAUAACUACUUGCAGGGUAUUUACAUGCUUUUACUUUGGUACCAAGACCCCUCAUCAGCUUCCUUUACAGUGCAGGACUAACCCUUUACACUCAGUUCUUGGUCAGGGCAUUGAAUCAGGUUGUCUUAGAAGACUCUCAUCGGUUCUUGCUGAAAGACUCAAGCUGUCCUAUCUAGUCAUGAGAAAGAACCGUUGAAGCCUUGAAUGAAUCGUUCACAACUGGACUGUCCAGGUUGUCUUAGAAGACUAUUUCAUCGGUUCUUGUUUGAAACUCGAGCUGUCCUAUCUAGUCAUGAAAAACAAUGGAUAUCCUUUAAUAAAGUGAUCACUACUGGACUGUCCAGGUUGUCUUAGGAGACUAUUUAAUCGGUUCUUGCCGGAGAACUUGGUCUGUCCUAUCCAGUCAUGGGAAAAAGAACCGAUGAAGCCUCUAAUAAAUCGUUCACAACUGGACUGUCCAGCUUGUCUUAGAAGACUAUUUCAUCGGUCUUGUUUAAAACUUGAGCUGUCCUAUCUAGUCAUGAUAUAGAACAGAUGAAGCCUCUAAUAAAGUGAUCACUAGUGGACUGUCCAGAUUGUCUUAGAAGACUAUUUCAUCGGGUCUUGUUCAAAACUCGAGCUGUCCUAUGUAGUCAUGAAAAAGAACCAAUGAAGCCUCUAAUCAAUUGUUUGCAAUUGGACUGUCCAGGUUGUCUUAGAAGACUAUUUCAUCGGUUCUUGUUUAAAACUGGAGCUGUCCGAUCUAGUCAUGAGAAAGAACCGAUGAAGCCUUGAAUGAAUCGUUCACAACUGGACUGUCCAGGUUGUCUUAGAAGACUAUUUGAUCGGUUCUUGUUUAAAACUCCAGCUGUCCUCUCUAGUCAUGAUAAAGAACAGAUGAAUCGUUGAAAACUCGACUGUUCAGGUUGUCUUAGACUAUUUCAUCGGCUCUUGCUGAAAGACUCAAGCUGUCCUAUCUUGUCAUGAGAAAGAAGCGAUGAAGCCUCUGAUGAAUUGAUGACUACUGGACUGUUUAGGCUGCCUUCUAAGGUAUUUCACAUCUCUAAGCAGGGUUCCUCACUACAUGCUCAAGACUAAAGCUGUCCUAUCUUGUCUUGAGCAUGAACCGUUGCAGCAAACUGGGAGUCGUUGUAAACUUUACAUGGACUCUCACUGUGCUUUUUGAAGUUGAAUGAAGGUUUCUCUGGCUCCUUCUAAGUAGGUCAGUUAAAGACAUCUCUUUUGACUCGUUAUAAAGCUGUCCUAUCUUGUCUUGGGCUUGGACGUCCUGCAAGACAACUUUUUAACAGUUUUCUGAGUUCAAGCUGGAGAUGCCUUCUCCUCCAGUGGCCGUUGUUGCCCACAAACAUGCAGAUGUUUUGACUGCAAGUCCUGCUGCUGCCUGGCAAGACUUCUGGUCUUCAUCGCUCAGGUUGAAUGUCAUGCCUUCAUUCAGAAGAACAUCUGUAACACCGGGGCGGCAUAGCUCGGUUGGUAGAGCGGCCGUGUCAGUAACUUGAGGGUUGCAGGUUCGAUUCCCGCUUCCGCCAUCCUAGUCACUGCCGUUGUGUCCUUGGGCAAGACACUUGACCCACCUGCUCCCAGUGCCACCCACACUGCUUUAAAUGGAACUUAGAUAUUGGCUUUCACUAUGUAAAGCGCUUUGAGUCACUAGAGAAAAGCGCUAUAUAAAUAUAAUUCACUUCACUUCCAUUUUCUCACAUCAUUGCACUCCUUUGACAAUCUUGGACUGGAGCAAGUGAAGAUAGUCCACACUGAUGUAGGCUAGAAAAUAUGCUUUCAUUAGAGCGUGUUUCUAUCUGCUCGGGUUCUACUUGGGCAAAAGCAAACAUGGAUGGUUGCACAAUCAGUUAAGUGCCUGUGGGUUUUAUAGACUUUUGUACACAUGUUUUUUAUUUAUGAUACUUUUAUGUCAAGAAGAAACAAUUGUUUGUAAUUAUUGGCCUGGAGCAUCCGCUGGAGGUGCGAUGGAAAAGGGCUAUUUUUGUGAAAAAGAUAAAUUAUUUGUAUAGACGUGCUGAGGUAUUUGAGAAAUGUUCUUUGCUACUCCUUGCCUUUUAUUACCACUAAACUCAAGUACAUAGAAGUUUGGGAAAUUGUGUUCGAUGUAAAUAUAAAUGGAAUACAAUGAUUUGAAAAUCCUUUCCCACAAGAUAUUUGAUGUUCAAACUCAUAAUCUGUAUUGUUUUUGCAAAUAAUAAUUAACUUAGAAUUUCAUGGCUGCAACACGUGCCAAAGUAGUUGGGAAAGGGCAUGUUCACCACUGUGUUACAUCACCUUUUCUUUUAACAACACUCAAUAAACGUUUGGGAACUGAGGAAACUAAUUGUUGAAGCUUUGAAAGUGGAAUUCUUUCCCAUUCUUGUUUUAUGUAGAGCAGGGGUCGGGAACCUUUUUGGCUGAGAGAGCCAUGAAAGCCAAAUACUUCAAAAUGUAUUUCCGUGAGAGCCAUAUCAUAUUUUUUAACACUGAAUACAACCAAAUGCGUGCAUUUUUUAAGUAAGACCAACAUUUUUAGAGUAUAAUAAGUCUCUAAUUCUUUUGAAUAACAUUAUUUCUUGAACAGAUGCGGUAGAAAACGGAUGGAUGGAUUAAAAUGUAUGAGAAUGUUUUAUAUUUUCAACAUUAUUUUGAACAUUGUGAUUACCAGCGGAAUUAUUCAUGACUUAUCCUGUUAAGCGAUGUCAGCUAAGAUUUAUCUGAGAGCCAGAUGCAGUCAUCAAAGGAGCCACAUCUGGCUCUAGAACCAUAGCUUCCCUACCCCUGAUGUAGAGCUUCAGUCGUUCAACAGUCCGGGGUAGGGCUGGGCGAUAUGGCCUUUUUUUAAUACCGCGUUAUUUUUAGGCCAUAUUUUUAGGCAAUAAUACGAUAUUUUGCCUUGGCCUCGAAUGAACCCUCGAAACAUAUAACCACAGCAGUAUGAUGAUUCUAUGUGUCUACAUUCAAAUAUUCUUCUUCAUGCUGCACUAAUAUAUGCUACUUUUAAACUUUCAUGCAGAAAAGGAAAUCAUAACUAAGUCAAUUCAUCAAAACUGUAUUAAAGUUAUUAGCUGAUGACCCUUCAAAUGAUGCUACAUAUUAGCAGUAAUGCUACUCUUGGUAGCAACGCUUGUGCCCCAAACUUGACAAAUUAAAGUUGUUUAUUCGACAUAUUCCCGCUUGAAGCCGAACCACCGCUGUUUUUCUUGGGAAUUAAGUCUUCCUUCAUUUGUUACCAGAUUCGCACCUUCUUUCCCUCGCAACAACCCGCUAGCAUCACAGCUAACGUUAGCCAUGCCGCUACCUCUCCGCUGGGCGAGGGCGUGUACGUAUGACGUGACAGAAAGUGAUGUAUGAAUGUGCGCCUGCUUGUCUGUGAGGUGACACCGUUGUGUCCUUGGGCAGGACACUUCACCCUUGCCCCCGGUGCCGCUCACACUGGUGAAUGAAUGAUGAAUGAAUGAUUGGUGGUGGUGGGAGGGGCCGUAGGUGCAAACUGGCAGCCACGCUUCAUUCAGUCUACCCCACAGAUGUAGCUUACCACCACCAGGUGUGAAUGAAAGAUGGCUUCCCACUUCUCUGUGAGCGCUUUGAGUAUCUAACAAUAGGAAAGCACGAUAUAAAUCUAAUCCAUUAUUAUUAUUAUUAUUCCACAGGAAAGAGUGAGGAGAUUGUAAUGCCCGCAGCUGCGUGAGAACAUCUACUCCAAUAUUACGAUUUAGUCAUUUUCUAUAUCACACAGAGACAAACCCGCGAUAUAUCAAGUAUGUCAAUAUAUCACCCAGCCCUAGUCUAGGGUCGCCUCUGUCCUAUCUUACGCUUCAUAAUGCGUCACACAUUUUCCAUGGGAGACAGGUCUGGACUGCAGGCGGGCCAGGAAAGUACCCAAACUCUUUUUUUUACUGAGCCACGCUGUUGUAACACCUGUUUUGCUGAAAUAAGCAGGGGCGUCAUGAUAACGUCACUUGGAUGACAACAUAUGUUGCUCCAAAACCUGUAUGUACCUUUCAGCAUUAAUGGUGCCUUCACACAUGUGUAAGUUACCCAUGUCUUGGGCACUAAUACACCCCCAUACCAUCACACAUGUGUAAGUUACCCAUGUCUUGGGCACUAAUACACCCCCAUACCAUCACACAUGUGUAAGUUACCCAUGUCUUGGGCACUAAUACACCCCCAUACCAUCACACAUGUGUAAGUUACCCAUGUCUUGUUCACUAAUACACCCCCAUACCAUCACACAUGUGUAAGUUACCCAUGUCUUGGGCACUAAUACACCCCCAUACCAUCACACAUGUGUAAGUUACCCAUGUCUUGGGCACUAAUACACCCC
This is a messenger RNA of Nerophis ophidion (straightnose pipefish), 7065 nucleotides long. RefSeq names its product solute carrier family 45 member 3 (gene slc45a3). Gene Ontology annotation, cellular component: membrane. Gene Ontology annotation, molecular function: sucrose:proton symporter activity. Gene Ontology annotation, biological process: transmembrane transport. Lineage: Eukaryota; Metazoa; Chordata; Actinopteri; Syngnathiformes; Syngnathidae. The record is from RefSeq and is a predicted model, not a curated record. The transcript is spliced from 8 exons. Bases 527 to 2242 code for a protein of 571 amino acids.